AUGUCGUCUUCUACGGGCGACCACGGCGAGUCCUACCAGCGGCCCAGCGAGCGCAACGAGUUGGCGUCGUCUAGGGAGAAUGGCGAAAAUGCCGCGUACGGCUGGCGGUCAGAGAUCCUGAACGCGUGCACAGACGUUUCAGCGGUACAGAGUCCGUACCAACUUAACGCGCAGACGCCUCCUCCGUUCGCGCCGGCGCCGGUGAGCCAACCCGCUUCACAAUCUGCCGCGACGCAGCAGCGUAAUGAGGGCACUCCUCUGCAGUCAGAGACUCUCCCAAAGUACGGCUCAUCGUUAAGGGUUCACACCUCCACCUUUCCCUUGGGCUUCUCCUCCGUCACGCCAAGCCUCGGUUCAGGUGAGCUCUCAUCGUCCCCUUUUUCACACCGGCACUCCGAUACUUACGAGAGACCGCUGCCGCCCGAGGCCCUCGGCGCUCGGCAACUUGUCGACUAUAUCUUCACUCCCCACUCCCCUGGGCGUCCCCACAGCUCCCUGUCACCGCCGUCCGUCGUGCCCCGGCCCUCCCCGCGUGAGAUCGGCUGGCCGAUGCCGCUGCUUGCUGAGCCGGUGAACCCAAUCUCGGGGCGGCGGCUUGUCUUCUUUGGCAAGGGCCAGCAACCCCGGUUUGUAUUGGCGGAGAAAAAGAACCGCUUUAUUGCGGUGGUGUUCAAGCCAAUCCUACCCACCGCAGCUGCGGCCGUCGUUAGCGCUGCACCUGAGCUCGCGGACACUAGCACCGCCACUGGCUACACGUCCUACGGUACGGUGCUGGGCUACUCCGACGACAACGCGCAGAUCGUGUGGCACGACCGGUCGGAGCGGUUUGCCAGCUACGUUUCACUCUCCAGCAUUCAGUCUAUUCACCGCGCUUCCGCCAUGCAGUGCAGGCACUGCGGGUUUGUGCUGCUCAAGCAGGAGCUGCGAGAGCACAUGAGCACACACAAGAAAGGCUCCGGGGUCGAGUACGGGGUCUUCACGGACGAUGAGUCGCUCGGCAUGCUGUGCGGUGAUUCGGGGCUCAUGCAGAAUCUGGCCUCGCCGCGCCGGCUGGGUGAGGGCGCGCAGGGCGUUGUAGACCUGAUGGAGGUGGUGCAGCCAACAACGGAGGAGGUCGCGGAGGCUGGCCCAUCGAGUGCGGCGUACCGCUUCGUCAGCGAGCAUCUCUCUCACGAGAGUCGACUGCAAAAGGUGGUGCUGAAGUCGAUGCGUUUUAGCAGCGAGGCGAAGGCCCUGGAUGAGUACCAGAAGUCCGUCCGCUUCAUGACGGUGAUGAAGCAUCCUCACCUCGUCGAGUACCUAGCCGUGCAGCUGAAGCCGGAUCGACGCACGGUGUGCAUCUGCAUGCCCUAUUAUCAAGAAGGCGACGUGGGGGCAAUGAUCCGCAACUUCCGCGGUGACCGCUUUGACGAGAGCUUCAUCUGCUCCAUUGCACUCCAGCUUUCUCUCGCCCUUGCCUUUCUGCACGAGCGCAACCCGCCGAUCGUCCACGGUGACCUGAAGAUGGAGAACGCCAUGUUUUACAACAACAAACAGCAGAUUGUUCUGACGGACUUGGACGCCAGUCGCGAGGUGCUGGGUGGGUACCAAGAAGCGGUGCAGUCGUCCGUGGGAACCACCGCGUACAUGGCCCCAGAGACGCUGAAGGUAGAGAGGCUCAUGCCGUCGUCGGAUAUGUGGAGCCUGGGUGUGUUUCUUUACGUCCUCACCGUGCUUCCAGACUUUCCGAUGAUCCUGAACCCCAACACCCAAAACCUCGACCUGCUCAACGCGGACUGCUGGGCCACAGAGGAGGACCUUCGCGCGAUGGAGUCCUACUCCAGCGCCCUGAACGACGGCCGCUCCAAUGUGCCGUCCGUGAACGCCGGCAGCGGGAACUGCGGUAUUACCUUGGGGGAGUGUGUGCGAGCAAACGUCACACGCAAGGGGUACUCCAUCGAUCUUGCGCAGCUUGUUGUGGACUUACUCUCUUACAAUCCACUGAAGCGGCCCACGGCGGAAGUGGUGGGGCGUCGUCUGACGGAGAUCAUGACGGACUACCUGCUCGAAUUUUAG
Messenger RNA from Leishmania mexicana MHOM/GT/2001/U1103, 2055 nucleotides. RefSeq names its product putative protein kinase. Lineage: Eukaryota; Euglenozoa; Kinetoplastea; Trypanosomatida; Trypanosomatidae. The record is from RefSeq and is a predicted model, not a curated record. Gene Ontology annotation, biological process: protein phosphorylation. The transcript has a single exon. Gene Ontology annotation, molecular function: protein kinase activity; ATP binding. Bases 1 to 2055 code for a protein of 684 amino acids.